AUGUCUUUAGACGCAUUUUUAAAAGUAUUUCGCAUGUUGCUAAAUGAAACCCAGACACAAGAGACAAAACAAAACAUUUCAUGUGAAUUUAAUCAACAGAAGAAAAUGAGUUUUCAAUUCAUCACGCGAGAAAUUUGGGACUGUAGUCAAGCUACUUGUGAUAUUUAUCAAUCCAGCCAUGAAACAGAUCUCUUAACAGGUGGAAAAUUAUGCCGGAAACGAUAA
Molecule: messenger RNA, 225 nt
Organism: Clunio marinus
Lineage: Eukaryota; Metazoa; Arthropoda; Insecta; Diptera; Chironomidae
Source: the annotation of a GenBank genome assembly